CUAGCCACCAGUGCGCGGGGCUCCUGGCACAGGGCAGGGACCCAUCAGCGCGGCGGCGCCCGGGGUGAUGAGCGAGGCUGGGAGCUGCUCCGGGGGGCAUCGCCUGGGUGGCUGAGGAUGGCCAUGUGGGAGUGGGGUGGGAGAGCUUCCCUGGGCUCCCUGUCCACGACCUUCCUGCGCGUCUGGAAGUGGGUACGAGCUUUCUGGUGUAAGAAUGGCCUCCUGACCCUGUCGAUGCUGUCGGUUGCCACCGGGUGCCUCCUGGGAUUCCUGCUGCGGGUGCUGGAGCUGACGGAGCUGGAGAAGCAGUACUUUUCCUUUCCUGGAGAGCUCCUCAUGAGGAUGUUGAAGAUGCUGAUCCUGCCCUUGAUCACCUCCAGCCUUAUGUCCGGGCUGGCCACCAUGGACUCCAAGGCCUGUGGGAAGAUGGGUGUGAUCACCCUCACCUACUACCUUUGGACAACAUUCAUGGCAGUGACUGUUGGCAUCAUCCUCGUGGUCAGCAUCCACCCCGGCGCAGCUGCCCAGAAGGACAACUACUCUGGGGGUAAAGUGGUGCUCAGCUCCGCGGAUGCGUUACUGGAUUUAAUCAGAAACAUGUUCCCUUCUAACCUGAUCGAAGCUUCGUUCCAGCAGUAUCGAACUGUUCUCGUUCCGGUGGUGAAGUCUCCCACCUUUCCAAAGAUCCCAGGAAAAUCUCUGAGUUUUAUUUACUUUGCACCCGACGAUGAAAACCCUGAAAUUCAUCGGCCUGUGUUCCUCGAGCUGACGCCCUCACCCGAGAUGACCUACAGGACGCUGCCCGGGACCAGUAAUGAGAUGAACGUCUUGGGAAUUGUCAUCUUCUCAGCAACGAUAGGACUGCUCCUGGGGAAAAUGGGGGAGCGAGGAACACCCCUGGUUAACGUCUGCCAGUGUCUGAAUGAAGCAGUUAUGAAAAUUGUCUCAAUGGCAGUAUGGUACUUCCCCUUUGGCAUUGUAUUUCUCAUUGCUGGAAAGAUCCUGGAGAUGGAAGAUCCAUCAGUUAUAGGACAGAAGUUGGGACUAUAUUCCAUUACAGUGGUGACAGGGCUAGUCAUCCACGGACUCGUCCUCUUACCUCUGCUUUUUGUGCUCAUCACCAAGAAGAACCCCUUCACUUUCAUUCAGGGGAUACUGCAAGCCUUGCUGAUCGCCUUAGCUACAUCGUCCAGCUCAGCAACCUUGCCCAUCACUCUGAAGUGUCUCCUGGAAAACAACGGAAUAGACAAACGCGUGGCACGAUUCGUCCUCCCUGUUGGCGCCACCAUCAACAUGGAUGGCACGGCCCUGUACGAAGCAGUCGCGGCUAUUUUUAUUGCCCAAGUAAAUGACUAUGACUUAGAUCUGGGACAAAUUAUAACGAUAAGCAUAACAGCAACAGCAGCAAGCGUCGGGGCAGCUGGGAUCCCCCAGUCUGGGCUCGUUACCAUGGUCAUCGUGCUAACUUCUGUCGGGCUGCCGACCGACGACAUCACACUCAUCAUCGCAGUCGACUGGGCUCUGGACCGAUUUCGAACCAUGACCAACGUCCUCGGUGAUGCUCUGGCUGCUGGCAUCGUAGCACACGUCUGUGAGCAAGACUUUGCCCCAAAGCCCCCCACGCAAGAUCCAGUAAGCAACACAGACAAGUUUCCUUCUGUAGAGGCCUCACACCUGCAACUCAAAGCUAACGUGAUUGAAAUGAUUGAAGAGACUUUGUUUGAUCAGACAGGAGUUCACUGCAACAUCUGUCAGGUGUAGAUGUCACCAUUCCCACGGCCAGGAAAGGGACCUUGGUGCUAAACACCGACACCGGGAACGCUGUACGUGGAUGCUCUGCAAGAUAAAGGCCUCACCUGGCACCGAAAGUGGAAGAACCCUCUCUGUCUUCUGAAGACUGUGGGAGUCUCCAGCCAGCACGGCUCGGCCGUUCAGGGGAGGGGAGCCGGCUCCUCCUUGCAACCGAAGCCACAGCUGCGAGCGGCUGCCCUGACCACCUGAAGCAGCCGGGAUUUGAAGGCUUUAUGCCUCGCAUUUUUUCCAAGCCCAGUUCUUUUCAAAGGUCGGGGAGGUGAGAGGGUAUUAGAGAACUGGAACUGGACUAAAUGAGAAAACAAUAGAGAUGGGACAAAAAUCUGACACCUUAGGCCAGCAGCCCUUAUCUGCUGGCCAGGCUGCACUCUAUGUUUCUUUUUUUUUUUUUUUUUUUUUUUUUUUUUUUUUUUUUUUCUUUAAUUACUGCUUUUUUUAUUACUAAGUUCUCAUCUAAAAACUAAGAUUAAGCAAUUUUUUGUCUAGAGCUCAAAAUCCAAGUCAGACAUAACUGGAUUUUCCAGCCACUACACCAAGACAGGACAGGUGGCUGCAGCGUUCCGCUCACGGACAGCGAGGUUCCUUCUACCCGCAGGGAGGGAAGGACCAGCUGUACUCGUGUCUUUACUCCCUGUUUGACUGCAGUGAAACUAACUGACCAGGUCCAACUGCAACCAUGUGGAUUCUCCCAGCUAAAGAUCUGGCCCAAAGUUCAAGUUCCAAUUACAGCCUUAAACCCAGGCUUCCCACGGCAGCCUUCUCCACAAAAGCCUUUUAUAUACCAAUGAUGCGUGUCACUGAAUUCGUUUCUCUCUCAUCUAAAUGCAAAAUAUUUUCUAAUUUAUUUUCUAAUUUAGCAGAAACAUUAAUUGCACUUUUGCCAAAAGAAAAGCAGAAGUAUCAUAAACCCGUUUUUGCACAAAAAUUUAGUAAUCUUCUGGGUAGCUUCAAAAAGCCUUCAAAGAAUCAGAAGCGAAGUCAAGGUGAGCUUGAGGUACUGCUGUAACCGCCGGCCUUUCUCACCCUCUGUUCCCAGACCGGAGAGGUUAACACCUUCUUAAACUUAACUGCUCCUGCUGGACAGUAAUGUUAUUUGCAAAAAGAAAAAUCAUCACAUUUCAGAUCAAGAGAUCUCUGCGGCGUCCCAGGCCGCCCCCUCCUCUGGUGGUUUAUGAUCAGCUGGAUGUAUCACACACAACAGUGCUCAGCACCGCUCUCUGGUGUUUUGGAAACCUAAGGACUGCGGGCUGUCCCUCUAUACCCGCGGUAAGCUCGGGCACACAAAACCCCACCGGGAUGCUGGUGAAGAGCAGGGAGGCGCCAGGCAGCUCCCAGCUCUGGGGCAGGGACCCGAGCACCGCUGGCUCCUACGCAGCCGUCUGUCCGCAGCAGGGCCCUCCACUCCCCAACCACAAACGGUGAGGUGAACGCUUUGGAGCAUGUUGUUCCAAGGGAGCAAUUUAAACCAGGGAAGAUGAAGAGGACAAUUUAUCAGGCCUGCUCAGAUCCUUGCUUCGUGGUGCCUGAAGCGUCCACAGCCCUUGCUGGGUGCCCAAGGGGAGCCCGGACAACCAGCACCAGAAGCAGCUGAGUCGAACGCUGCUUUGGGGAUAUCCUCCCCUCUCAUUAACGAGCUCUGGACAUUACAACACAGAAUCUUAAUCGAGCAAUAAGACAGGACCGAAUGUCUACAACAAAGGCUUCUUGGGUCGAUGGUGGGGAUGCAGGAUGAGUCUCCGGGCAACUACUCACAUCCCAGGGCUCUGCCUCCCGCAGAGCAGCCAGGUUUUCUCCCCUGCCUCCGAAGGCUGCAGUCCUGCUAGCAACAUCUCAAACCAGCACAUCCGCAAGCUACUGCAACUGGAAGAACAAACUAUUGCUGACAAAACUGCAUCUCAGGAAUAAAUCCAGAGCUGGCGAAGUGAACACAACUCUGCGCAGCUUGCCUCAGGAGUUCCAAGUACUGUGGUUUAUCAAGUGCUGGUAACACCUCUUUAGCAUCAGCAAGGAUGUUGUUCCAAUAAGAUAAAAAAAAAAAAA
This is a messenger RNA of Athene cunicularia (burrowing owl), 3852 nucleotides long. Its product is annotated as excitatory amino acid transporter 5-like. Gene Ontology annotation, biological process: L-glutamate transmembrane transport. NCBI's taxonomy places the organism in Eukaryota, Metazoa, Chordata, Aves, Strigiformes, Strigidae. The record is from RefSeq and is a predicted model, not a curated record. The transcript is spliced from 11 exons. Gene Ontology annotation, molecular function: neutral L-amino acid transmembrane transporter activity; L-glutamate transmembrane transporter activity; glutamate:sodium symporter activity. Bases 118 to 1761 code for a protein of 547 amino acids. Gene Ontology annotation, cellular component: plasma membrane.